Penicillium lagena is the source of this 984-nucleotide messenger RNA. RefSeq lists its product as uncharacterized. Bases 1 to 984 code for a protein of 327 amino acids. Lineage: Eukaryota; Fungi; Ascomycota; Eurotiomycetes; Eurotiales; Aspergillaceae. The transcript has 4 exons. The record is from RefSeq and is a predicted model, not a curated record.
AUGGCAUCCUGCCCGAAAUUUGGAACGAAAACAACAUGUGAAGAGGUCGUGGAGAGAUUUUCCGCCAAUAUCGUGGGAAAAACUUUUGUGAUCACUGGCAUUAGCCCUGGUGGUCUUGGUGAAGCUUUGGCCAAAGCUCUCGCCUCCAAGAAACCCGCGCAACUUGUUUUUACUGCUCGCCACACCUCGAAAGCAGAGGCUGUAGCUCAGGACAUUAGAAAGAUACACCCCUCUCAGAUCAUUCGCAUCGUUCAGAUGGAUCUUUCGUCCAAGAAUUCCAUUUGUGCAGCAGCCGCUUCUAUUAUAGAAAUGGUUUCGAGCAUUGACGUUCUCAUCAACAACGCGGGUGUAAUGGCGAUUCCUGAGCGCACACUUUCGGUGGAUGGUCAUGAAAUGCACUUUGCAACUAACUUUCUUGGGCCAUUUCUCUUCACGAAUAUUCUUCUACAGAAAUUGUCCAACAGCGCACGCAUCAUCAAUGUGACCUCUGGAGGUUAUAUGAUUUGUCCCAUCCGUUUUCAUGACCUUGCUUGGUGCGGAGACAAAGAUCUGCCUGUUGAUGAACAGCCAGAUAUAAACAUGGCAAAGCAGUUGGGUAUAGGGGAGCUUACUAGCCCAGUUUCAUACAACCCAAUGCUUGCAUACCUUCAUUCAAAUACAGCAACUAUGCUUUUCACACUUGGUCUGAACAAGCGGUUGCAAGGGACAGGAGUCAUUGCGAUCAGCACGGUACCUGGUGUCGUUAUCACCGAACUCCAAAGGCAUAUUGGUUAUUUCCGCAACCAAUUGCUGGAAUACAAGACUGCUACACAGGGAGGAGCCAGUUUUCUUGUUGCUGCCCUCGAUCCUACCCUUGAUGAUCAUCCAGGUGCAUAUAUAGAUGAUUGCCAAGACGCAGCCAUCGUCUCAGACCAUGUGAAGAAUGAGGAGGUUGCUGAAAGAUUGUGGGAAGUGGCAGAAAGAAUGACUGGCCUAAAAAUUUGA